This is a messenger RNA of Guyanagaster necrorhizus, 1320 nucleotides long. RefSeq lists its product as uncharacterized. The coding region runs from base 64 to 1074 and encodes 336 amino acids. The transcript has 4 exons. The record is from RefSeq and is a predicted model, not a curated record. NCBI's taxonomy places the organism in Eukaryota, Fungi, Basidiomycota, Agaricomycetes, Agaricales, Physalacriaceae.
CUCACACCAUUACCGUCUUCCCUUCCGCUCCUUUCGCUUCCAGCGAUUCUGAUACAUCCACCGAUGCACCGAUAUCAUGCUCAAUCUCUGUGUCUAUCUCUUCUCGCCCUUCGAAGGUGUCUGAGCCUACCCAAUCUGACGCCAGAGGUGGAAUGCAGAGCAUGGACCGCGAUGGUUGAGAUUGGUAUGCUUGUGAUAGAUAGGGGCUUCAGCCAAAAUAAUGACCAUUUCUGGGCGAGGGGCAUCGAAAUUGAGGUUGAGAAGGCUGCGAGUAAGGCAGUGAGUAUUCAUUCUACUGCUCACCCAACCCUUCGAUUGUAUCGGCCUCACGUAACUUGUUUAACAGCUCGACUGCUGUAUUGGCAACACAAGUCCAAAUUUGCGCUUACUCUUCUUCGACGCCUACGGAUUUCCUUUCUGCCCUCUGAUCCACCUCACGCGACUUACGCCGCUCAUCUUACUCUCAUUUCGCUUCUUGCGACAUCGAACGCCUCUUCCACAAUAUCCAGUUCCAAGGACAUGAAGGCACCAUUAUCUGUUGUACACGCCCUGGCAGACCUCGCCGAUAAGAAUCGGCACUUUGGCGUCAAAUCAUUUGCUCUCGUGCUGACACUGAGGACACUGGUGUCGUUGAGGUUGUGGGAAAGCGUCGAUGAUUCUUUGCGCUUAGUAGAGGAGGCUCUAGGGAUAGAGUGUCCAUCUGGUCAGGUAUGUGGAGAAGGAGCUCGCCCGGUAGCCGCAGGAAACCAGGGCCUAUGGCCGGUUUACAGAAGCAACCAUCCACCCCCCACUCAACCACUGCCAAAAUUUGCUGACAAGUUGGCCGCAGUUAUGGCUAUCCAUACCUUGAUUAUUGGCGUGGUCUUCCACACCUUUGUCGGCAACUUUGCGAGAGCAAGUGCGCGUCUGACGUUCCUUCACAUGCUUAUGGACUCUGGAGCCCUGAUAGCUCCAAGUAGCGGAGUCGUCGAAAUCACCUUUUCAGACCCGCCCUUUCUCCCUCUCUACUCAUCCAAACGACACAUCCACGUAUCCUUUUCAUUCUUGCGUAUCUCGUCAACGCUAUCUCAAUGAAGGGACCCUGUCGGCCGAAAGCCGAGGCGAAAAAUCUUCGCUAUCCAGGAAGGUUUGGCGGUGUGGAAGAGAGAGAUGCACAGGGAGCUUGUUCUUCCUCCCUGGGUGAGCGUGGACUAUGUGGAGCAGGUGGACCUGACAAUGAACCGGCUCAAGUGCGAUUUGUUAUGCUAGCUUGUCUCUGUUCAUACCAUGUGAUCUGAAAUUCCGUUCGCCGAAAAGCGCCUGGCUGCUUUGACGGCGCAU